This is a messenger RNA of Sphaeroforma arctica JP610, 2759 nucleotides long. RefSeq lists its product as hypothetical. Bases 226 to 870 code for a protein of 214 amino acids. Gene Ontology annotation, molecular function: nucleic acid binding; zinc ion binding. The record is from RefSeq and is a predicted model, not a curated record. The transcript has 4 exons. NCBI's taxonomy places the organism in Eukaryota, Ichthyosporea, Ichthyophonida.
GCUGAUAUCAUAAUAUUAUAUACAUAAAUUUAUAUAUUAAAUACAAACUAUACAACACAUAUGUAGCUGGUAGCCCGGUAUUAUACUGUAGGAACUCUGGUAUAAAUCAGUAAAGGUGCCUAUUUGAAUAUAUAUAUUGCACGCGAUAUAAUUGAAGGCACACCCAGAGCACUUAAUUCUUAUCAAUUGCAUUCACACUGAAGUUGUGAUACUAUUUUAUUAAGCAUGACGCGAUUCGCUCGAUAUGGUCAUAAGAAGGUUAGCAAUGCUACGCCUUGGUCAGCUUUAAAGGGGGGUCAGCAGCCGGAAAAAAAUAUGACAAAGGCUGAGAGAGAUAAUAUGAGGCGGAGAGAGCGUCGACAAAAGGGAAAGCCUUGCUACAAUUGUCGCGGUAUGGGACACGCCUCUGCAAAAUGUCCGGAAAAGGUUGAAGGUGGUCAAGUUCUUUGUUACCGUUGUGGAUCCAACGAACACAAUAUCCAUGCCUGCAAAAAGAAGAUGCAACAAGGAGAGGCGGAGUUUCCGUUUGCUGUGUGCUACAUUUGCAAACAGAAAGGCCAUCUGACACGCGCCUGUCCGGACAAUCCUAAAGGCCUCUACCCCAAUGGUGGUGGUUGCAAAACAUGCCAAUCAGUCGAGCAUCUCAGUCAAAAUUGCCCAGAAAAGAACAAGAUAAGAAGUAGAAACAAUAUUCAAAUCUCGACGAUUGACGUCAAUGCGGCUGGUGACGAUGAUGAUACACACGAGGCCUUCAUGGGGAAAAAGUCAAAUGAAAAUGCUUUUGAUGAUAGUGAAGCUGAAGAAGAGGCGGUACCUGCGCCCAUCCUUACGAAAAAACCAAAGAAAAAAGUUAAGGUUGUCAAGAUGUGAAGUCAAUUGGCACGAGCAGAAAAUAAUUGAAGAAUGGUUGAAAAGUCCAUAGACACCACUAGCUAAUUGUUUAAUAAUUUGUGUUAGCCGGGUUUUGUAUGAUAGGUUGAAUGCCCUUUUCGAACACAGCUGGUCUAGCUGAAGCAGCCAGGACUUCUGUGGCACUUAACGCCUGGAAAAUAUCUGUAUCGACAAGGGUAUGAGUGUGAUAUUUCUUGAGUUGAGAAACAAUCAGGGAAAUCUAGAUGCAACGUACUGUUUUUUUACAGCAGAAUUAAGCGAGCAAAGUAAGGGUCUCGAUUGACUCUAUCCCAUCAGCGAAUGCAGCUCAACAAUCAACGCUAACAUUGACUCAAUUUAUUUCAAAUAAUUUAUACAUUAAAAAUAGACAAUUUUAGGUUUCUCAGUUAUGCGCGCUAUUGAUUGCCGAUACUUUCGGCCUUCCCUGCCGAAAUGAUAUGUAAAUUGCCAUGAAGAGUGUACCUCAAUAUUGGCGAGGCAAUAAAUGUUUGUCAAAUAGUUUGUACGUAGUCCUGUAAAUAUAAAAUGUUUGUUUGUUUUUCUCUUCUCCGUUUUACCAGUGUGGAAUCACAAUCACACGCGUUUGUGCAAGUAUUUUUUAGGUACCGGGGGCCUCUUCUCUUGAGAGACGGCGUCGCCUACUAUCCUGACUACUCACACGUCCCACGUGAUUUCAGUAGUGUAUACAUACGUAGGCUGAUCUCACCCUCGAACGCCUAUUUAUACACCGACAUCAACAUCGCCGGUGGGCAUCUUGCCCAUGUCGUCUGUGACGUCACCAGCACUCCAACCUCCAUUCUCGUACAUGCUGGUUCUUUUUGACUUCCUAGGUCUGCCUUUGGCCGGCUUUCGUUGCCGCUUGAUCACUACAGUCACACAAACAGCGACCACUAACGUAAGCAUUACAAGUCCUAUAAAUACUCCGAUUAGGAGUCCUACACUAACCGCGGAGCCCGAGUCAUCGUCGAGCGCCUGCCCUUGGGGGGCGCUACCAUUCGAUGCCACCGUGGUUCCAACCCCCUGAGAGCUUCCAAAUGAGUCCCCAUUCCGUGAUAUGUACUCACUGAUAUCUUUGUCUGUGUAUAAGGGGGAACCUGCAUCUUGCUCUGUACAUAUGCCAUCGUACCAUACUGCCAAACGCGGAAAGUGUUUCGUACAGGCCGCCAUCCUUAAGUCGCAUUCGUUAAUGUACGACCGUCCAUCUGUGCCACACACAACUGCAAAGAUCGUAUCGUCACACUUCUCGGGACAUGUUGUUGUGGUUCGCACAGUAUCGCCAUCAAAUCGCUUGCCUAUUUGUUUGAGUCUCUCAAGUUGUUCAUCAAUACUUCCUCCUCCGAGAUAGUCUGCGCAUGUUCUUUCCGCUAGUAUGGUCAAUUUACCACCCGAUGUACACGCUGCAGCCUCCAUUCUACAUCUGCUCCCGUAUGUUUCUAAAUUGCUGGCACAAACAGGGGCAUAAUCUUGCAUGCACAUGUCGUUGCAGACCAGAGUUUCAGUACAAGGACCUUCAUAGUGCAUUGCGACCGACAACCCAAGCGAUCGAAGUCUGUCGGCAUCGCGAUCUAGUAAACAUUUGUUAUCGUACGUGACUCCACUAUCGGCACAAAUAGGUUCAGAUUCCUCAAACUCACAUCCCGUUGAAGGUUGGACAGCUUCACGCCUUCUGUCUACUACGCACCCGUGAGCUGAUUGUGCAAAACCCGUCCUGCAUAGAGCGCUAACAGCAGCCACGUGGUAUAGGGAAAUUAGCACCAAAUAUUUCGACAUGGCAUUCUAUGAACGCAGUUGCUAAAUAUUAAAUUUGAUCCUUACUUCGUGAAAGUGAAUAACACGUCUAAAAGCUUUAUUAUUUUGUAAAUACAAAG